This is a messenger RNA of Parastagonospora nodorum SN15, 162 nucleotides long. RefSeq lists its product as hypothetical. NCBI's taxonomy places the organism in Eukaryota, Fungi, Ascomycota, Dothideomycetes, Pleosporales, Phaeosphaeriaceae. The transcript has 2 exons. The record is from RefSeq and is a predicted model, not a curated record. Bases 1 to 162 code for a protein of 53 amino acids.
AUGUGCGCCGCUGCCGAUGCUGCGGCUCUGGGCGGAGGCAGGGUGGGAUACUGUAUACAGACUGGUGCUAGCGGAAUCAUCACCUUGCUCACGUCCUCGAGCAGUCGCUUGCCUUACCCCACGCCAUACCCGCCAAGCGUAGAUCACUAUGCGGACAAUUAG